UGAGUUGUAAAACUGUUUACCCAAGUAGAAGUUAGCGAGCUGAGCUGUGACUUCUCCGCCCCAUGUGAGAGGCGUCUAUUUUAGACUCAGGUUGUGUUGGUGAUCCCCAGAGAGCAGUCUUUGAAGAAUUGCAGCCCCGAUUUCCUUUGAAAGUACUUGGGGAGACCUCACAGCUUCCCCCGACUGGGAAGGGAAAUAUGGAAUGUGUUUUACCGCUGACUGAACACAACCCAAUGAACUGUCCUGACAGUAGUUUGAAAACCAGCAGCUAGCAGUUUGUGCAGCUCCAGCAUCAUCCGGCACUUUCCAGAGCAGACUCAUUGUUUACGAGAACUCUCGGCCUGACAACGUUUGAACCUCAAGCUCGGUGGCUUUCAAAUACUUCUGCAAAAGAAAAGUACCCGGAGCCGCCUUUCCAGAAUGGCCACAGAUGAGUAUCUGUGGAUGGUCAUCUUGGGUUUUUUCAUAGCUUUUAUCUUGGCGUUUUCCGUGGGUGCCAAUGACGUUGCCAAUUCGUUUGGUACCGCCGUGGGCUCGGGCGUGGUGACCUUGAGGCAGGCCUGCAUCCUGGCUUCAAUCUUUGAAACUACCGGCUCGGUGUUACUGGGGGCCAAAGUCGGAGAGACCAUCCGCAAAGGCAUCAUUGACGUGAACCUGUACAACCACACUGUGCAGACGCUCAUGGCCGGGGAGGUCAGCGCCAUGGUCGGCUCGGCCAUCUGGCAGCUCAUUGCAUCCUUCCUGAGGCUCCCGAUCUCGGGGACUCACUGUAUUGUUGGGGCCACCAUUGGAUUCUCCCUCGUCGCAAUUGGUACAAAAGGUGUGCAGUGGAUGGAGCUGGUCAAGAUUGUUGCUUCUUGGUUUAUAUCUCCGCUGUUGUCUGGUUUCAUGUCUGGCGUGCUGUUUGUACUGAUCAGAAUGUUCAUCUUAAAAAAGGAGGAUCCCGUUCCCAACGGCCUCCGGGCGCUUCCCGUGUUCUAUGCUGCUACCAUCGCGAUCAAUGUGUUUUCCAUCAUGUACACAGGAGCCCCAGUGCUGGGCCUGGUCCUUCCCACGUGGGCGAUCGUGCUCACCUCCUUCGGGGUCGCGCUGCUGUCUGCCCUCUUCGUGUGGCUCUUCGUGUGUCCGUGGAUGCGGAGAAAGAUAGCAGGCAAAUUACAAAAAGAAAGUGCUUUAUCGCGAGUCUCUGAUGAAAGCCUCAACAAAAUUCAGGAAGCGGAGUCCCCAGUAUUUAAAGAGCUACCGGGUGCCAGGGCUCAUGACGACAGCACCGUCCCCCUCACCGGGUCAGCCGCGGAGCCGUCUGGGACCUCAGAAAGCAUGACAGGGGGACACCACCCCCGCGUACCAUACGGCCGGGCGCUGUCCAUGACGCACGGCGCCAAGUCGCCCGUGUCUAACGGGACCUUCGGCUUCGACGGCCCGGCGCGCGGCGAUGGCCACGUGUACCACACGGUGCACAAGGACUCGGGGCUCUACAAGGACCUGCUGCACCGCAUCCGCGACGAGCGGCCGGCGCCGGACGGGGCCCCGCGGCUGCUGCGGCGCAACAACAGCUACACGUGCUACACGGCGGCCAUCUGCGGGGUGCCCGGCCUGGCCACGCGCCGCAGCGACACGCCCGCACCCGAGGACAGCGAGAAGCUGGUGGCCGACGCCGUGGCCUACUCCCGCCGGCGGCUGCGCUACGACAGCUACUCCAGCUACUGCAACGCCGUGGCCGAGGCCGAGAUCGAGGCCGAGGAGGGCGGCGUGGAGGUGCGGCUGGCCACCCCGCUGGCCGAGCCCGAGCCGCCGCGCGACGACACGGCGGACGACGAGAAGGAGAAGGACUCGGCCGAGGUCCACCUGCUCUUCCACUUCCUGCAGGUCCUCACCGCCUGCUUCGGCUCCUUCGCGCACGGUGGCAACGACGUGAGUAAUGCCAUUGGUCCCCUGGUAGCUCUGUGGCUGAUUUAUGAACAAGGUGCGGUCCUACAAGAAGCAGUGACUCCCGUCUGGCUGCUGUUUUACGGAGGGGUUGGAAUUUGUACAGGCCUCUGGGUUUGGGGGAGAAGAGUGAUCCAGACCAUGGGGAAGGACCUCACCCCCAUCACGCCGUCCAGCGGCUUCACCAUCGAGCUGGCCUCGGCGUUCACCGUGGUCACCGCCUCCAACGUCGGGCUGCCCGUCAGCACCACGCACUGCAAGGUGGUCGAAGCGACUCAAUUGCCUUCGAGUGAAUUCCGGAUGAUAUUAACCACUGUCAUGUGCUCUGGAACUCAGUGGGAGAGGGAAUUCCUUGUCUAGUACAUGGACUGUUGGAGCCACAAGGAACCUUAAAGAUGAAGGAAGAGGAAAUAGGCCCCGCGAGUUUCAGGGAGUUACCCAAGGACCCCCGGGGUUGGCCGGGGCUGGAACCCAGGCCUCGUAACCCAGGGCUGCCCAGUACCUGGAGGAAUUCUAAAAUAUCUCCAAUGGGCCCCCUGUAUACAAAUAUACCCACCAACAACUUCAACAAAGCAAAAGCGACUUGCGGAUUUUCCUAGGUUCGUAGAUUCCUGUCAUUCCAGAAAAGCUUGUUUGUUCCCACUCUGGGCACUGAGGGUACCGCAGUGACCAAGACAUAGAUGGGCUCUCCAUUUACACACAGCCUGAAAACUCCAACCAGUGUGUCUGUAAACAAGCACCGCUAAAUGUGAAAGGCUUAUAAAAAAAGAAUGAAAUCAUGCCAUUUGCAGCAACAUGGAUGGACCUAGAAAUGAUCAUACUCAGUGAAGUAAGUCAGACAGAGAAAGACAAAUACCAUAUGAUAUCACUUAUAUGUGGAAUCUAAAAAAUGAUACAAAUGAUCUCAUUUACAAAUCAGGAACAGACUCACAGACAUAAAAAACAAACUUAUGGUUACCAAAGGGGUAACGGAGGAAGAGGGAUAAAUUAGAGGUAUGGGAUUAACAUACACACAGCUAUAUGUAAAAUAGAUAAACAAUGAGGACCUACUGUAUAGCACAGGGAACUAUACUCAAUGUCUUGUGAUAACCUAUAAUGGAAAAGAAUCUGAAAAUAUAUAUAUAUGGCUGAAUAAUUUUACUGUACACCUGAAACUAAUACAACAUUGUAAAUCAAUUAUACUUCAAUUAAAAAAUUAAGUACAAAUAGGACCACUAGCCUCUAGGUUUCAGUUUCUAAUCUGGAAGAUGAAAGGGCUACCUUAGAUGACUCGUAAUGUCGAUGCUGUCUGGUUCCCCUACUUCUCAGUAAUUCUGUUGCUGUUAGUGCCUGGUGAUGGACUUAAUCUGGAAACACACUCGGCUUAUUAAGAGGCAAGUCGGAACGCAGCAAAGAAUACCACCUUAUAUCAACAAAAGACCUCAUCAGUAGUGAAGACAUGGGACUCUGGGCCCCUUGUGAUCCAAAUAGCAUAACAACUAAAAACAUAAGGCAAAAGCUGUUAGAACUCAGAAAUUAAUGUGUCAAAGUCUGUGACAAACGAAGAAAACAGAAGUACUUAGGAUUAUAAAGGAUUUGAUUUAUAGCAGUAUAAUUAAUAAAUAUAUAUCAAAUUUUUAUGCCUUCUUGUGAAGUAUCAUGAAACAUUUAUAAAAAUUAGUCAUAAAUUCAGAAGACCACGGUAAAAAUCACAACU
Physeter macrocephalus (sperm whale) is the source of this 3625-nucleotide messenger RNA. It is a transcript of the gene SLC20A2, whose product is annotated as solute carrier family 20 member 2. The record is from RefSeq and is a predicted model, not a curated record. Gene Ontology annotation, cellular component: membrane. Gene Ontology annotation, molecular function: phosphate transmembrane transporter activity. Lineage: Eukaryota; Metazoa; Chordata; Mammalia; Artiodactyla; Physeteridae. Gene Ontology annotation, biological process: phosphate ion transmembrane transport. The coding region runs from base 421 to 2289 and encodes 622 amino acids. The transcript has 11 exons.